CCAAAGACUCUUGAAAAUGGAGAAAUGCACAUUGCUGACAUGGCACACGACACGUCCAAUCCCAACCCUGGGGACCUGAUUGAGAUCAAACGGCAAGGUUACCAGCACUGGGCCCUYUAUGUGGGGGAUGGAUAUGUCAUCCAUGUGACAGCUGCAGGUUUACUGUGUGUCUUCCAGCUGUGGGCUUUUCUAUGUGGAAAAAUGCACAUUCCUGAAAUACCACAUGAGAAGUGCCACCCCAGCCCUGGGGACCUGAUGGAGAUCAAAUGGCAAGGUUUCCAGCACUGGGCCCUCUAUGUGGGGGAUGGAUAUGUCAUCCAUGUGACAGCUGCAGAUGGAAAGGGUCCACCGAAAUCAGACACCACUGGGAUAAUAUUCACCAGAAAGGCAAAGGUGAAGGUGAGGAAGAAUGUCCUGAGGGAGUUGGCUGGAGAUGAUGACUGGUAUGUCAACAACAAGCAUGACUGGUACUGCACUCCCCUCCCCGUGGAGGAGAUCAUCGAGCGUGCUGAGAGCUGGAUUGACAAGGUGAUGCCAUAUGAUGAACUUGGCAGCAACUUUGAGCGCUUUAUGACAAAGCUCCGCUAUGGUGAUGCAAUCUCUUCCAAGGUGAGUGCCCCGGGCUGAGCCCCUGUGUGCCUCCCAGGGCACCUCCUGGCUGCUCGCUGCUCGCCGCGGGGCUGGGACACAGCCUGCACCCUGCAUGGGGACAGCCAAGGGCCAGGCGUGGGCUCCAGAGCAGCACUGCCUCUGGGCUGCCCACAGCCCCUGCACCUGGAGGGUCACUGUGCUCUGUCUGCACCCCAACA
Molecule: messenger RNA, 809 nt
Organism: Malurus melanocephalus (red-backed fairy wren)
Lineage: Eukaryota; Metazoa; Chordata; Aves; Passeriformes; Maluridae
Product: phospholipase A and acyltransferase 1-like
Exons: 3
Biological process (GO): N-acylphosphatidylethanolamine metabolic process
Cellular component (GO): cytoplasm
Molecular function (GO): A2-type glycerophospholipase activity; glycerophospholipid phospholipase A1 activity
Source: RefSeq, a predicted model, not a curated record